Dentiscutata erythropus is the source of this 423-nucleotide messenger RNA. The record is from the annotation of a GenBank genome assembly. Lineage: Eukaryota; Fungi; Glomeromycota; Glomeromycetes; Diversisporales; Gigasporaceae.
AACAUGGUUCAACUUAUGGUGGAAAUCCAUUAGGUUGUGCGGUAGCGAUAGCAGCAUUAGAAGUAAUUAAAGAGGAAAACCUGGUAGAAAGAUCUGCUACGUUGGGCGAAAAAUUUCGUCAAGCUUUACGUAAAAUUGAUUCGCCACUUAUUCAAACAGUGCGAGGCCGAGGGCUAUUAAAUGCCCUGGUGAUCGAUGAGACCAAGUCCAAUAAAACGGCUUGGCAAAUUUGUCUAUUACUUAAAUCUCGAGGAUUAUUGGCCAAACCGACCCACCAGAAUAUUAUUCGUUUGGCACCAACAUUAAAUAUUACUGAAGAAGAACUCAUGGAAGGGGUUAAAAUUAUAGAGAAUUCGUUAUACGAUAUCGUUAAAAUGAAAGAUGAAGAUAUUCCGGGGUAUUUGGAAGAUUUGAAAUUACAGG